This is a messenger RNA of Spodoptera exigua (beet armyworm), 658 nucleotides long. The record is from the annotation of a GenBank genome assembly. NCBI's taxonomy places the organism in Eukaryota, Metazoa, Arthropoda, Insecta, Lepidoptera, Noctuidae.
UCUUUAUAAAACUUUAUAGCACUAUAAAAACAACAAACAAAUUUACAUUUACAUUGUGAUAGCUGUUUCACCUGACGCAUAAAUAGAAAAAAUGGCUUUUGUUUACCAAGGGGACCCCGAACUAGAAUCAAAAUCUAAAAAAGCUGCCGAACGGAUAUCGGAGAAUAUGCACAUAGUAGCGAACGAGCCUUCACUGGCGCUGUAUAGAUUGCAAGAGCAUGUCAGAAAAGCCUUGCCUCCCAUGGUGGAACGAAGAGUGGAGGUGACAAAGUUGCAGCAUGAGUUGCAAGGCAGGUGCUAUGAUGUGGAAUAUGCUCUCAGUGCAGUAAAAUCAAUGGAUGGUGCAGCAACAAGUUUCAAGAACAUACAGGAAAUGUUAAAGCAAUCAAUAUUUUUAAAGCAACAAUUGAAAUAUGAGGAAGCUAGGAGAAAUAAAAAAGACUCUAAUUCUGUUUACAAACGUCUCUCUGCUCAUAUUGUUCUUGACCUACCAGAUUUGUCUGAGUUCUCAAUGGUUCGGGAGACUACAAAUAGAAUUGAGAAUAUGAUGGCCCAAGCUAGGGGCUCCUCUGCUGAGUUGCAUAGGUCUCACACUACUUUGCAUUGAUCAACUACAAUUUUUUUGCUACAUAACUGAUCUCAUAUUAAUAACACUAGU